UUGAAAAAAUAAACAAGUUUUGAAACACCAACACGCUCAAACAGCAGCUCAAAAUUUAUUUUCGGUUUACUCUUCUGUAAGCCAAUAACAAGCAAAAUGCCCAGAAAGAGGGGGCAUGCUAAUCGGGGAAAGAAAUCGGGUCGUGGAAGUGGAACGGCCCAAGCCAGUAGCAGUGGCAGCAGCAGAGGUGGAACUGGAAGCCAUGACCACUAUCGUGACCAUGUACAAAAUGUACACGGUUCUGUACAUCAGCAUAGCAGAGUUGAAAAUCUCGAAAAGGAUAAGGAGAAUGCCUUCCAAUCCCUUGAAGAAAUGUUCAGAGAAACCUUAGAUGCUGAUGUCAUUCACAUGGUGCUCGUUGAAUGUGAUUGGAAAGUGGACGCUGCCCUUGAGAGUCUGAUCACGUUAGCUGGAGCUGGAGGCGAGUCUAGCCGCUCGAUGCAGAUGGCGGAUGAGAGAUCAACACUCAGUGGGAUCGCUUCAAGUCUUUUCACCUACCCAUCAAGAGCGGAUGAUAUGCAGAAUGAUCUUAGUGGUACCAAUGUGAGGUCCCACGUGGGACCUCGAGAUGAAGACUUUGAUGUGACAGAUGAGGAGGACCAUUAUGACGACUUUGAUUUAGGAACUCGCGAUGAAAUGAUGCUGGAUCAAAUCAGUGACAGUAUUGGGAUUAGUGAUGAUCACCGUGUGGUGCCCCCUAUCAGAGACUUUGAAAAUAGCUUGGAACAAAUUGACGAUACUCCUUUACUGCACAGUAGCCUUCCUGCUGGGAGUGAACACCAGGUCACACCCAACUUGCCAUGGAACAGUAAAGCAAAUCUUCCAGAUCUGACUUGUCUGUAUCCAGGUAACAUAGACAGUAUUGAAACUCGAGCAAGCUCAGUGUCAGAUUCAUCAAAUAAGCCCAAUGAAAGUUCCAAGGGAUUUGCAAAAUCCAUUCAACUUGCCGAAACCUAUGAGAAGUUGGCACAGUCUUCCAAUUACUAUCUGUACGACUUUGAAGAAAUCAGCUCGACCUGUUCUUAUUUGCAUGAAACUGAAUCUAACCCAGUUGAUUUUGAGUUGAAGUCCAAUGGGAGUCCUGAUCUAGAACUGUAUGACUCUGGGCCUAUCAGUGAGGUGCAAGGUGCCCUUUUUGCUGAUCUUGAAAAGAAGCUCGGAAAUACAAUUCCAAAACCACUCGAGUUUAUAUCAGAUGAUGGUGCUUGUUCUGGAGGAGUUUCUGACUCGCACUUGACUCGUGAUUUUAUAGUGUCUUCCAUUAAUGUCACAAGUUCAGAACAACUCAACUCCAUGUCUUCUCCCCAAACAGUGAGAAGUGAUAGCUUCCUUAUGAAUGAACCUAUGCUUCCAUCUGUGGGGGUAGGGGAAGAUUUGGCGGACAGUUCUUUUAACCUGGAAUCCUCCAAAACUACAAAGCCAUUCCUCUCUGUUGAAACAAUUGGGCCCGCCCGAGAAACUGAUUCGUACGGAAAUAAUAGUCCUCUAAGUGUGUUGGAACCUGCACUGGAUGCUGAAAGUCAGAACAAUCAGACUGACGAUGCAUUUAGGGAGAUAUAUGGGCCACUGGGGGGUCCGGAUGUUGUGACUGCCAGUGUCAUCCAGGACGAAGAAGCCAGCCUUGGGAUUGGACAGAAAUUGAGAAAGAAUUCUGAAAGUGUUGCUGUCGAUGUUGGCGAUGAUUUUGAAGAUAUUCUUGCAGCCGCUGCUGAUGCAGCUGAGGCUGCCAAUGGCAAUGAUGAGGAUGGAGAUCCAAGUGAUGACAGUGAAAUGGGGAAGAAAUUUGUCCAUGUGUACAAUUACUCAAGUACAAGCAGUUCAAAGGAGGACUCACCUGAACCACUUGGGGGUGCCACAGGGAAAAAGAUCUGUCGGAAAAAGAAAAAGCGUAGUGGUGGAGGGAUCAAGGCUGUGUAUAGUGGAAGAGAGGAGGAUUUCGGGAGGGAUGCAGACGGCCUGGUAAACAGGAUGGUCGGUGCUAGGGACUUCCUGAAAAACAUGAACUCUGAGCAAUCCACUGUAAAGGCAAAUAGUGAAGUGAACUUGCAAACAAAUCCAGAAAGGACUGUUGAAGUUGAGACAUUGUGCCAAAGAAUGUUGGGGUUCAGAAAUGUUUUAAAAACUCAAGCUGCGGAAAAGAAUGAUUCAGAUGUGCUCGAAACAUUUGAUAUUGAUGAAAUGUCUGAUGUGAGAACCCUCAGUCACUCAGAUUCAGAAUCAAGUGAUUCUAGUCAUAGGAUAACUUGGCCUGAUAUUCUCGAUCUUCCAAGUUCUUCAUCUAAACCUAUUGCUACAAUCAGUGCGGACAUAGCAGAUAGAAUUCCUGAGCUUGAAAUCAUCGAGUACAAUUUGGAAACAAUCCAGGAGUCGGCAGAAUUCAGUGAUGGUGCCGAUGAUUUUGGUCAUGAAAAAGGCUCCAUCCGUCGGUUUAUAACUUUAGAUAAGAUUGAAUUACCACCUAAAGUCCAACGCCAGGCAGAUCUUGUUGCUAAAGGGGAUGAUAUUCAAGUAAAUGUGGAGAAAGUGCUCGAAUCUGAACCUGGUACAAGCUGUGAUGACAAUGGUGGUACAGCAUGCGCAGAGGAUGUUGUCAUGGCUCAUGAAGUCUGUAGAAGCUCUGUCCAUGAUGCUGUCAAUUUGGAAGAAAAUGCUGAUGAAACAGAACUGUUGAUGGCCUGUAUUUCGACUGAUUCAGUUAAUGUUGAAAGUAUCGUAAGACGUCUGGAGGAGACGGGGAUAGAUGUGCAGUCGGGGGGCGAGUUGUUGUCGACUGGCAGUCAGUGUCGUGAAGAAAAAGACAGGAUGGGUGAAAAAGCUGUGACAAACCUAACGGAUGGAAUAACUGAUGACGCUGCUGGUGUUCUGGGAGUUGAAGACACCCUGAAGCUGUUGCUGGGCAUUGGGCCUGAUGAAACACAAGAGAGUGCCAAAAGUUGUGAUGACAUAAAGUCACAGACAUCGCCUUCCUAUUCAGGAAAUACCUCUCAGGAGAACAGUGAGGAGUUUUCUAGAGCAGAUGCUCUAAAACCUUUAAAACAGCCUGUCCUGUCUGAUCCUGACCCAGAAGCAAUGAUCAAAGUGAUGCUAGGUGUAGAGGCUGCUUCUCAUAGCCAGAGUUUAUCUUGUGCUUCAAGUGAUGUGAGUGAUAAGAGCAGCAAUAAGGAACGUGAUGUAACUCCUGUAACAGGAGAUAUUGGUGCUGAUUGUGCAAUAAAGAAACUGUUGGGCAUCGGUGCAGCAGAUGAAGAAAACAGGAGUAGAGUUAUUGGCAUCAACCUGGAGCGAAGUGAAGACAAAUUGAGUACACGUGAGUCCGGGGCUUAUGAGGACGUUGUUUUAUUGAAAGAGGGUGAUGUUAUCGAAAGUGAAUCAAAAUUGUCUGUUAGUGCAGAAGAAUUUGUACCGACAGGGCCCCGUGAACAUUUGCCUGGGGUUUCAGCCCCUGGGAUAUUCCUACUGCCAAAUGUGAACUCCUCAAGUUCAAGUGAUUUGCCACUGACGAUGCCAGCCUUUGUCACUCCGAAAAUGAAUGCAGGAUCUACAGGACUGCCACCAGUUCCAUACCAGUUUGAUCCAGUUGCUGAUAUGACAGGCUUCCAGCAGCCUUUUGUUCCUCAACCGGCAUUCCAGUCUGGGGUAUUUUACCAUAGUGGUGAGAAUGUAGUUGCUCAACCCAUAGGGCAAGGACGGGGACGUGGAAAAGAAAAGCGGGGUGGCAGAAAAUCUCCUUUCUCAAAAUUAGCAGCUAAUUUUAACCAGUUCAGCUAUACUGAGCAGCCUACAUUUAUGUCUGUUCCCCCUGGCUUCAAUCAUGGUGCCAGAAAACCAAUGACUGAGACAGAUUUGGGGCGCAAUAAACAACAAUUUGAUGAUAGUGGCAAGGCAAAUGCCAGGAUUUCCCACAACAAACAGACUGGCAUUCCCAGCACAAAACAGCCAAAUAUUCAUGCUGAAGACGAAUCUACAAAUAACACUUUUACCAACUCGAGUUCUGGCAAAACUAGCAUCAGUGAAGAUCGCGUUCUUCCUGAAAAAUGCAGUGGCAGUGAACAAGGGCAGCGAAUUCCUUCAUUUGCAGCAAUGGCUGCCAAGUCGGCUGAGGGGACUUCGAAUCGUCCAGCCCAAAGAAAGAAUACCAGGUCCAGCAAAUCUCAGGAAUUGCCAGCAAAUGAUGACCAAGUACAGAUGGUAAGACGGCAUCUGGACAGAGGUGACAAGGUGCUGAUCAUGAUGCGGGGCUGCCCAGGCAGUGGGAAGUCAACACUAGCAAGACAGUUACUGUUCAAUGGUGUGAUUCUCUCUACGGAUGAUUUCUUCGUCUCGGAUGAUGGUCGAUAUCUGUAUGAACAAGAGAAGAUAGGAGAUGCACAUGAAUGGAACCAAGAGCGUGCUCUAAAAAACAUGAAGAGCGGUGUCAGCCCCAUCAUCAUCGAUAAUACCAACAUUCAGGCCUGGGAAAUGAAGCCAUAUGUCAUUAGAGGAAUUGAACAUGGUUACAAGGUAGAAAUCUUUGAACCGAACACGCCUUGGCAAUUUAGACCUGGUGAACUUGCAAGGCGAAACAGUCAUAAUGUUUUGAAGGAGCACAUUACACGUAUGAUUGAUCGAUACAACCACAAUGUGACGGUGGAACAAAUCGUCGGCUCAAGUGACAAGUUGAGGGCAAGGGCAGUUCAGAAACAGCAGGCUGAUAUACAAAGGACUAAGGAGGCCAAAACUAAGAGAAAAAGAUCAGGGAAGAAGCAACCAGUGCAGACAGCAACAACCAAAUUGCAGCCAAAGGUCACUAAUCGAUUUGCACUCUUGGGAGAUGAGAGCGAGGCUUUGACUACAUCAGAGGACAGAUUCAUUGUUGAGGCUGCAUCUGUUGCUAUGCAAGCUCUCCCAGUGGAGUCAGAGAGGAUCUCGGCAGACGUAAAGGUGGAUGUCAGAGCAGACGAUACUGAGGAAGUAUCCAGUGGUAGUCCGAGUGGGGAGAUAUCACCUGAUGUUGUUGUGGAGUCUGAUGGGGCAAAUUCAACAGACGGCAAGGAAGUUGCAGCAGCAUUAAAUGAUGCUGUGAUGAAGAACAAGGAACAGUUGCUGGAUGAUUUUUGUGCAGUUGUGGAUAAUUUUGAUCUGCGUGAUUGUCUUUCUGGAGGAGUGUUACCAAAUGAAACUAGUGAUUCGGAUAGUGAGGUUGAUGCUAGAAUCAGCGAUGACACUCAAAGCUCGAAGGUGGAUGGGAAACAGUUGAAUGAAGCUGAUGUUGUGCGAAGUAGGGAUGAAACGGCUUUAAAUGAAAAAGUAACCGAUGUUGACUCUUGCGUACCUCCUACCAGAAGUAAUAAUGGUUCUAAGGAUGGAGAAGAUGUGUCUUCAUCCAGUCUUGAUUCUGAUCAAGUCAAACUUACACCUUUCAGUGCAGGUUUAGAGAGGGAAUUUCUCAAUGAUGAUUUCUCAGCUCCAGAACCUUUAAUGAAUAGUUCUCCUUCAACUUCACAGGGUGCUGAGCAAACCAAUCUAAGAAAAAAUGUUAAGACAGAGAAUGUACUGGUAGGAAGUGAACCUCUUCCGUCUGGCAAGAGGAGUCCUCGGACGGGCUGGGCUGGCUGGGGUUCAUCUGCUCCCAAAGGGUCUGUUCCUACAGUAUCCAAAAGCCUGAAGCCAUCUUCUGGGAACGAGUGGACAUCCAGUGGGGAAAGCCAGCCGUAUUUCUGGAGUGCGGCCCAAGGUUUAGUGAGGGAUAACAGGCAUGUAGAUGUUCCUGAGGCGAAGUCUGAAGACAUUGUUGAUUUACCUCAUGAACAGAAACCUGGUGUUGAAGUAGUGACGAGCGCUGUUGAAAAUGUAUGGGAGGAGCCCAAAACUAGGCGGGAGAGGAGGCAGCGAAACCAAGGACAGGAUUCCGCUACGUCUCCUUCCAAAGUGAUCAAUACUGAACAUCAUGAGACUGGUUCAGACGUGGGUGACAACAUAUCAGAGACACUUGCCUCUUGUCUGAUCAGUGAAGAGAGACACAAAGACUCGGAUGGCCCCAUCCUGCUGAACAUGACAGAUGGUUCAGAAUUGGAUAACGGAAAUGCUGAAUCGGUGGAAGUUUCAGCGGUAUCUGACCAAACGUGUGAAGCGGUGCCCGAUUCGGUGGUCCCUCUAGGGAAGGAAUUGCCUCGUGUUGUAAGCCCAAGUGAAUCCUCCAGAUGUAAUGCCGACUCAAAAGACGUUUCUCUUCAAACGCCUACGAAUAGAGGUCAGGGUCACAAGUUACCUCUUGCAGCUACCAAUGAAAGUUCUGGAAAGGAAACUGAAAACACUGAGGCACUUCUUCAAGUAGGAAACAAUUUAGAUGAGGUAUCUGAGACAUCAAAUCCACUUGAUUUAUCUGAAACUUCUGUACGCACCGAAACUCAUAAUUUCAAAACGGAUAUGUUAGAUUCUGUCCCAAAUGUUCCAGUUUCUGUAGGGAACUCAAAAGAGGAUAGUGAAAUAUCUUAUUCCGUUAGGCAGGAAGGCAAAUCCAGUCAUGCUGUUACAGACAUUUCAAAGUGUGGGCAAGGAAAUGAGAUGGUGUCAAAUUCUGAAGUAGAGACUUUUCAGAGGGUCAAGAAAAGUGGAGGGGUAGAAGCUGUUUGCAAUGCAGACAGUUCAUUGAAGGUUGACCAGAGCACUAAGUCUGAAACAUUGAAGGAAGAGAGGACAGUUUCUAUAUCAAAUGAGGCUGAAGUUGACAUUGAGGAUGGCACUCCUGCUGAACUCUAUGGGGAAAUUGAAGAGUCUGAGAGUAGCCUGAAAGCUACCCGUGUUUUAGAAGCUGAAAAUGUUAUUCCUGCAGAUAAGUCCAUCAGUCCAGAUGUAGCUCAGGAGAUUGAAGAAGUAGACGCAGUUGUUGAAGGAAGUGCAAUAUGUUUUGAUAGUGAUGCGGAUACUUCAGUAGCAGGUCAUUCUGAUGAAACCCAUUUACCAGUAGUUAGCCCAAAAGAAGAUUCCUUGAUGAGAGAACAUGUUGAGUCGUCAAUGAGUCAACACAUCGAGCCAUCUACCCUUGUAGCUGAUGGUGGUACCCCUACUUUGUUAUCACUACGGGACCUCUGUAACAAUGCUGUUGAAGCAGUAUCCCAGCAAGAGAGUCCGUCUGCUAAGAAACUGCCUGGUGCCACUCCAUCGCGUAAAACCAAAUCCCAAAAACCAAAACUCACACCAAAACAAAAAUUUGUGAAGGGAAUCAAAGAAGAUAUUGUUGCUAUUGGAAAGUCUUUACCACAGGAUUGGACACUCCCCGAUUUUCUGGUAACUCCGAGUUCUGUGAAAUUUGAAAAAAAUUCGAUACAAGCAAAUACUGGUGAGGAACCGGAAAGGAAGGAAUAUACUGAUUCAGGAACGCACACAAGUUCUCAUGACUUUGUUCUUUUAUAUAAAGUUCAGAAGAAUUUACCCUAUAAUCUUUCAGAUGUCAAGGUGAUUGAUUAUGAUGCAAAUAGGGAUCCUAGUGGAUGGACAGCAGAGCGCACAAGCCUGUCGACGUCUGCUCCAGGAUCACCAAAGAAGCGCACACCAUUUCUCCUUGACAAAAGUUGCAAUACAGAUGAAGAAUCGAUUCCAUUGUCAGUGGAAGCCGAUCUCAAAUUUCUGAAGUCGUGUUUCCCAACGGUUUCUGAAGGUGAUUUGAAAGAUAUCUUGGACCAUUGUGGCAAAGAUGUGGAAUGGGCUGUAAACUUGUUGCUGGAUUCAGGUUAUGAGUACAAUUUACCGAAAACCACCAAAGAGCGGGCUAAGAGUGAAGGCAGGGAUGACGAUAAGGAUGUUGACACUGCACAAGAAAAUAUGUCCGAGGUUCACAGUCCCGAACGCACUGUUGUGAAAAGAGGGGGAGAAUUCCUCGAGACCAAAGCAGAUGGACGCUACUUGGCAUCCCCUGACACCCAGUCUUGUCAUCAGCCAGGCGGCCUGGCUUCGCUGAGUCAGAACGUCCUGACUGAUUCAAACUGGCUGAACUCCUGGGGAAGUCUGGGUGGCUACAACCUGCCGAUGCCAGGUGAUUAUCACUUUGAUGUUUCUGAUUUGCCAUUUGAGCAGACAACGUUUCCUCCUCAGCAGAAGUCCCAGAACGAACCACAGGAUGGUUUAUCUACGGCGACUACUCCUCAUGCUUCUAACAUCUUUUCUGAACUCGAUGCGAUUGACAAUGUUGAAAUUAAGACUAGACCACAGGGAGACUUCAGGACAGAUCACUUCGGCUUGAUUCCUUCAACUGAGAGCACGAAUUCAUCAACAUUUGAAUUGAAGACGUCCACUGCUCAUGAAACGGCAAAUGCACAACCACCAUUACAAUCCUCAACACCAACUUUGGAAGCGAACAAGUACCAGAAGAUAAUUGAUACAGUGACUGGUGCAAGUACUGCACCCAUUAUUGAACCCAUGAUGUACAUGCCAAUACCUGGAAUCAGAAAACUGAAGAAUUCGUACGAUUAUGUAGACCAAAGAAAGGAGAGCAGCAGUGACCGCUCUUCCACGAUGGUAGAUGUCAGCAAGUCUAGUGAUACGUCACCAGAUGAUAUGGAUCAAGAUAUGAAAGAGGAAUGGUCCAGCGAGGAUUGUGGACUCUCGAUGGAGCUUUCACCGUCAAUGGCACUUGGUUUACAGGAGCUGUUCGGACCAGUUGGAUUCCAUGUCAAUGCAGAAUCACUUUGCCCUGAUGAUCUCAAGAUCAGUCUGAGUUACAAUAUCGCACGUCUGCUGCACGAGGCCUGGGCAAAAACGCUGGAGGAGAAGAUGGUGAAGGAAGAAGACUCUAUCACACAGAUGCUCAAGUCGGAUCUUGAAUUAGCCCAGCAGCUGCAGAGUGAGGAAGAGGCUAUGCACCAUGUCACAAAGAUUAUCACAAUGCCACGAAGAAAGGGAUCUGCUUCAAGUCAUUUCAGCCCACAGCGUAGUCAUUCCCCAAAAGCUGGUCAGUCACCGAACACGCAUCGAAAAUAUACAGAUGCUCCGUCAAGCGGUAUCACUUUCAAGGAGGAGUUUCCCAAUCGUCUGCCACGUUCUUUGUCACCAAGCACAAGUCUGCAGCAGAUCAUGGAAGAAGAACUGGCCAUGAAGAAGAAGAGAGAGGAGGAGAUGGAGAAGCUGACAACAUCUGCCUCUCAUGACACCAUGGCGAGGAGGAUGAAACGACAAAAACUCUACGAGCUGUUCCCAGGACUCCAGGAAUCCAUUCUAGACGAGAUAUUCGAAAGUUGCGGCCACGCCCUGGGGCCAACGGUCUCCGCUAUCCGUGGGCCGACAGAGGAGAAUCCGCAGUCAGUUUUCACAUCGAGUAAUUUGUCAGAUUAUGAGGAAAUUCUUGUGAGGGAGGCAGAGGUGGAGAGCAAGAACCCAAAGUAUCUCGGCAAGUCUUCUGCUGACUACCAGACCUUCGAAGACCCCGACUACCAAGACUAUCGUGCGGAGGCCACGCUUCACUAUAAUAUCCGGUGUGAAUGUUUCCAAAAGGCCCAAGAGGCUCACAGGAGGGGAAAGAAGCAGGUUGCCACUUUCUACUCGCAACAGGGUCAUAUGCACACUGAGAAAAUCAGGGCGGCGAACAAAAGAGCAUCUGAGAAAAUGCUAGAACACAGAAGCGGUAAACUACAAAAGUCGAACACUUUAGAUCUGCAUGGGUUACAUGUUUCUGAGGCCAUCGAAGCACUGGAAGAUAUACUCACACGGAGGCAAAAUGAAAAUGCCGAGCGACCAGACAAGAGGAAGUUGCACUUGUACGUAGUGACUGGACGAGGAGCGCACAGCAAGGGUGGCAUUGCUAGAAUCAAGCCGGCAAUUGUUGGCUACUUGAAUCGCAAUGGAUAUAGGUUUUCAGAGCCUCAGAUCGGGAUGCUGCGCAUCAAUGUAAAUCAGUUUGCUCAAUGAACUUUGCCUCGCCAACUGUUUCCUGGACUACCUGAUGGGGGAGCUAUUCCUCAGUGUUUGUCAAUUACCAGCAGGCAUUAACCCUUUAAAACUCCAUCAUUUUAAUUGUUUUUCUAUCUGUUCCUCAAGAAAAAUUUCAACAGGACAUUUGUAGUAUUACUCGUCAGUAUAAACGGAUAACUCCAUUGACUGAGCAGAAGUUCGGCUCCGAACAUUGGCUCAAGUAGAAUGAUGUUUUGAUUCCGCACUUUCAUGGCAGAUGUCACCCCUAAAUUGCAAGCGUCCACGGGCAUUUGAAGGUAAAAGCUGCGGGUUAUGAAGGGCUAAUGGGUUAAAUAAUACUGUAACCAAGAACAUUUCUGCAGGUGUUUAAUUUUGUGGUAACAAGCGGUAAAAUAUACACAUGCACAAUGUGCCUUUUGCGGUAAAACAUCUAAAAGGUAGGGAACAGCAAAUAAAACUUAUCGCAAAAAUUUUUCGAGGUUACUGCCAACAUUUCCUAGUCAACUGUGAUACAUCGACAUAGAUGGUUAGAUAUUGUGAUGACGUAUUUUAUAUUUCAAAAAGGUAGAGAUAAUUAGCCAGCAGGUUUGGAAGUUUUUAGAAAUUUGUACUUUUCAUUGUUAGUUUUAUUGACAAGUUGGGUGUGACAAAUAAAUACAAAUGUUAUGUUUGUGCUGACAUGCAAUGUAAUGGUAAUUUAAUCAACCUGGUUCUGGUGUGUUCGUUGUUCAUGUUUACAAAAUAUGCCCAGAAAUAGAAGACAAAAGUCCAUUCAUACAUGUUAAUGUUAUGUCUGCAUCAUUUGGAGCUACAAGGUGCAAAAUACUGGUUAGAUUUCUUGAAAGUUUAGUUUUUAUUGUUCUCAGUUUUGAAGCCAAACAGAAUUUUUAUGUAACAGGAUUGUCAGUGCACUGAGGUCACAAGGCGGUUUUAUGAUUGAUGAUUUAUCUAUUCAUUGAAACUGAUCGAAAUGAAGUUGUAAGAUGAAGUUUUGAUAAGCAAGUUGUUGAAUAUUUUUCCAACAAUGACUGUGUAACCUUUGAAUUUCAAUUGCAAUCAGUCCAUCGAGACCAAAUUCGAUAUAUGACCAAUAUGGCCUAAUAUUCAGCAAAAAUUCUGAGACUAGUGAUAACAUCCAAUUUUCACUGUAAAAGUAAGCCUAUAGCGAAACACUUAUCAAAAUGGGGAGUUUUGAGGUAUGCUUUUUAGCUCACCUCUUAGCAGAGGUGAGCUUAUCCCAUACCGUGGCGUCCGUCGUCCGUCGUCCGUCGUCGUCGUCGUCGUCGUCGUCGUCGUCCGUCGUCGUCCGUCGUCCGUUAGCAGGGCACGUUUCGUAACUGUUAGAGCUAUUGAGUUGAAACUUGGUACACAUGUACCCUUAUGUAAUGACACCUUGGAGACCAAGUUUCGGUCCGAUUCGUUUCAUGGUUUGGCCACCAGGGGGCCAAACGUUAAAAGUGAAAAUAUGCAAUAUCUCCCUUAAUAGUAGUCGGGAAAUUUUGAAAAAAAUAUGGUAGGUACUUCUAGCAAAGGUGCAUCAUAUAUCAUCCGGGUUUUUGAUUUGACCUCCUUUUCAAGGUCACAGAGGUCAAAUGGUGUAAAUUGGCCGUUAGGAUGUAACGAUGGCACGUUUCUAAACUGCAAUGACUAUUGAUACCAAAUUUGGUACACAUUUACCCCUUAGUCAGGUGAUCUCAGGGACCGAAGUUUGGUCCAUUAUGAUUCACCACUUGACCACCAGGGGGCAAAAUCCAAAAACCUUAAAAAUGUGAUUAUUCCUUAACUUCUUGCCCGAUUGCCACCAAUUUGAUAUCAUGGGUACAUCUAACCACCAUACAGUAUAUGUCACACAGGUUUUUAAUUUGACCUUCUUGUCAAGGUCACAGAGGUCAAAUGGCUUAAAUUCGCCGUCAGGCCGUAACUAUGGCACAUUUCUUAACUGCAAUGAUUAUUGAUCACAAAUUAAGUACACAUGUACCCCUUGGUCAGGUGAUCUCAGGUACCGAAGUUUGGUGCGAUCUGAUUUGCCGUUCGGCCUCCAGGGAGGGGGCCGAAUCCUAAAUUCUUCAAAGUGCCAUUAUUCCUAGUAAUGACUUGCCCGAUUGGCACCAAUUUUAUAUCAUAGGUACAUCUAAUUCUAGCAACCAUUCAAUGUGUCACCCGGGUCUUCUUUGAUUUGACCUACUUUUCAAGGUCACAGAGGUCGAAUGUACUGUAAAUUGGCCAUUUUGGGGAAAUUGUAAUUGCUUGGACCUACAUCAAACCUAACACUACAUGACACAAUACCAUGCUCUUUAUCCAUCUUUCCUCCACAUGAGGUGAGCACAAUGGCCCUGGCCAUUUCAUUUCAGGUAUGCUACACCCAGCAGGGGUGCCACUCUCUAUUAGAUCUGUGGAGUGUCAGCGUCUUUGUAACUUGAGUUUUAGAUUGCCCCCCUCCAGUGGGUGCAGCAAUCCUUUCACUGGAAUAUUUCUCUUCCAGGCAAGCUCUUUCCAAUGUAGCUGGUUGAUUAGCCACCAGCCAGUAAAAUAUAGGGUACCAACUGCCUUCUUGCCAAGCGCCUGGCAUCAGAGAUAGUUUGGACGUGAAGAGUGUUUCAUAAGCCAAAACUGGCUGGCCUUUUCGUUAGGGACGACACUAUAAUAAACAAACUUUACUUUACCCCUUUAAACUCAAGACCUGAACUUCAUAAUUGUAUUAUAUGCAUUUAAAUGUAAAUUGUAAUUAUUUGGUCUGGUUUCUUUGUAAUGAAAAUACAAUAGUACCUGGUGCUGUGCUUUUCAAUGUACAUUACUGUCAAGGCUCACAAGAGUUUUAAUAUUCAUUUUGACAUGAAGCUGUGUGGCUGGAUUUGCUAGGCAUUUUAUAUUGUGCACAUUUUAUAUUAGAAAAAGACAGCGGAGUUUUCUACUCAAAAUUUUAUUUGUUGAUAAACAAUAUUUUGAUCUCAAAACGUAUUUGUUGCUUUUAUUUGAAAUUUGGAAAUAA
Molecule: messenger RNA, 12871 nt
Organism: Lineus longissimus
Lineage: Eukaryota; Metazoa; Nemertea; Pilidiophora; Heteronemertea; Lineidae
Exons: 13
Coding region: 97-9879 (3260 amino acids)
Cellular component (GO): nucleus
Molecular function (GO): ubiquitin binding; endonuclease activity
Source: RefSeq, a predicted model, not a curated record